AUGAAAAGCUUUAAACGGAGUAUAUAUCGUUACCACCACGUUCAAAUUGCAUAUGGUGGAUCAAAUAUUAUCAUGAAACUAGCCCUUCAGAAAGGACUCAAUCCGAUUGUUUUUGUGGUUUAUCGCCACUUAAUAGCUAUUCUUGUUUUAAGCCCUUUUGCAUAUAUUUUUGAAAGGAAAUCACGACCAUCUCUGUCAUUUCGUAUGGCAAUGAAGAUAUUCUUGCUUUCAUCCAUGGGGACGACAGUCCAUCUAAAUCUCUACUAUAUCGGUCUUGAAUAUACUUCCCCGACGGUUGCAAGCGCCUUGAGUAAUGUCAUUCCCAGUCUGACCACUCUCAUAGCUAUUGUUCUUGGGAUGGAAAUAGUGAAACUUGGCAGUAAUAGAGGUAAAGCUAAGCUAUUUGGAAUACUGGCUUGCAUUGGCGGAUCACUUAUUUUUACCUUUUGGAAAGGAGAGCGCUUAUUCACAAGUUUUAAGCAGAAGCCCUUAAUCCAGCUGUAUGAUACUGAAGGGGAGUCAAGGAAUCAUAAGGAAAAUUGGGUCAAGGGUGCACUCCUUAUACUAAUUAGCGAUGUAGCUUUGAGUGCAUGGCUCAUUCUCCAGGCAACGGUUUACAAGAUCUAUCCUGCGCUGUUCUCAUUAAAUGUUUUGAUUUGUAUUUUUGCCUCUCUACAAUCAUCAAUCUUGGCCAUGUUUUGGGCAAGAAAUCCACACCUAUGGAAGCUAGAUUGGAAUGUCCAGCUUUUGGCCAUUGUAUAUUGUGGAGUUGUGAUAUCAGCAUUGGUAUACUGGCUGCAAACAUGGUGUAUCAGUAAAAAGGGGCCAGUCUUUGCAGCAAUGUUUUGCCCCUUACUCCUUGUUAUUGUGGGGAUCUUUUCAGCAAUUGUUUUUGCAGAGAGACUUUAUUUGGGAAGCUUGAUAGGAGCACUUCUUAUCGUGUUUGGACUAUAUUGUGUACUCUGGGGGAAGAAGACAGACACUGAAAUGCCAAGCACCAGUAGAAGAGGCUAUGAUGAUGAUAAAGUCUUAGACAUUCCAGUGGAUAACUCUACCAUGAUGGCUCCCAUAAAAAAAUGA
This is a messenger RNA of Fraxinus pennsylvanica, 1080 nucleotides long. NCBI's taxonomy places the organism in Eukaryota, Viridiplantae, Streptophyta, Magnoliopsida, Lamiales, Oleaceae. The record is from the annotation of a GenBank genome assembly.